Messenger RNA from Bombus pascuorum, 583 nucleotides. It is a transcript of the gene Nop10, whose product is annotated as H/ACA ribonucleoprotein complex subunit 3. The coding region runs from base 130 to 324 and encodes 64 amino acids. The transcript is spliced from 3 exons. The record is from RefSeq and is a predicted model, not a curated record. Gene Ontology annotation, cellular component: box H/ACA telomerase RNP complex; box H/ACA snoRNP complex. Gene Ontology annotation, molecular function: box H/ACA snoRNA binding; telomerase RNA binding. Gene Ontology annotation, biological process: ribosome biogenesis; positive regulation of telomerase RNA localization to Cajal body; rRNA pseudouridine synthesis. Lineage: Eukaryota; Metazoa; Arthropoda; Insecta; Hymenoptera; Apidae.
CUGAAACGACGCAUGCGUCGAAAAUGGCCGCAAUAGGCAAUUAAGCACGUGGUGGAAGUAAAGGUUGACGAUAAACACAACACAAAAUCUUUGUGAAUUUAAAGAAAAAAUAAAAAUUAGAACGUAAAAAUGUAUUUAAUGUAUUAUCUAAAUGAGAAUGGAGAUCGAGUGUAUACAUUGAAGAAAAUAGAUCCAAAUGGAAAACCGACACUAUCGGCUCAUCCAGCUCGAUUUUCUCCUGAAGAUAAAUAUUCAAGAGAAAGGAUAACGUUAAAACGAAGAUUUGGCUUGUUACUCACGCAACAACCACUACCAACAUAUUAAUAUUUAACAUUUGCGUACAAAUGGCAUUGAAUAUAAUAGCCCAAAAUUUAUUAAAUGUGUAUGCCUAAAAUAUUUAUAUAAUAUUACUGUUUGAAUACAGAACUAAACUUUGGAUGCCUAUAACUUUCCCCCUUGGUAAUCUAAAUGUCUGCUAUCCCAUUUGUGUUAAAACAUUCAUAGCAUUUGUAAUUAUACUUGAGUGCAAAUUAUGUAUGAAAUUCAAUUAAUAUCUUAUAUAUAAUGGGUUAAUUAUUCAGUU